AUGACUUCCUUGCAAACUCGGAUAAAAUAUCUCAAGAGCCUUCCAGCUAUUAGAGAACGCUCGCAAAAGGUUUUUGAAACAGCCAGAGCAGACCAACUUCACCAUUUCGAGGUGAACUUCUCACAACUCGACAAUGCAGUUGACCUUGUAAUCUCUUUAAUUAGACGUGAUUAUGCUGACCUGAACUCCAUUCCUCCUCACAGUCGCUGGCGUCAUUUUGAGGUUGAUGGACAUUCGCGUGUACAACGACUAAUUGAUAAUUGGGAAAGCAGUGGUAAAUUGGAAACUGCACGACGCAUUUUAGACUUAUUUGUAGUUUCGGUGUUAUUAGACGCAGGGGCGGGAAAUGCAUGGUCGUAUCAUGAAAAGGAAACUGGACAAAUAUAUAAAAGAUCUGAGGGUCUUGCUAUCGCCUCGUUAUAUAUGUUUAAGAAUGGAUCUUUCUCAAGUGAUAAUUCUCAACCGCAUCGUGUCGAUGCACAAAGACUAAAAGGUAUAACUGUUGAUGAGGUUGCCAAAGCAUUUCAAGUGAACGAGACUACGAAUCCUUUGGAUGGUCUUGAGGGACGUGCUAAUUUAUUGAGCCGAUUAGGAAAAUCUUUAGAUAAUCACCCUGAAUUCUUUAAACUUGAUGACAACUCGCCACCAAGACCCGGUAAUCUAGUGGACUAUUUAUUAGCACAUCCCACUACGAAAUCCAAUUCUAUC
Molecule: messenger RNA, 708 nt
Organism: Ambispora leptoticha
Lineage: Eukaryota; Fungi; Glomeromycota; Glomeromycetes; Archaeosporales; Ambisporaceae
Source: the annotation of a GenBank genome assembly